Messenger RNA from Ceraceosorus bombacis, 2791 nucleotides. The record is from the annotation of a GenBank genome assembly. NCBI's taxonomy places the organism in Eukaryota, Fungi, Basidiomycota, Exobasidiomycetes, Ceraceosorales, Ceraceosoraceae.
AUGCAGCGUCGGUGAGCCAAGAGUCUCAUCAGCUGCCGAAAUGCUCCUAUGCCAGUCAUUUACGACUCCUAAAUUGAGAUUCAUAUCUUCGCACACCGUCGGCUUGCGGCGACUUUUUGCGCAGCGCCGCACUUCCACGAUGCCCGCUUCGCCAUUGAUCCGGACAGAUCAGAAUCGUUCCGACUGCGGACCGUUCCGAGGCUCAUGGGGUGAUAUAGGCAUCUCGAGCACCAACGAGCAUGGCAUAUAGCAGCACUGGCCCACGAUCAAAAGCAAGUUCAACUAAGCUGGAUUGAAUGAGCGUGCAGAUCACCCGAAACCGUUUGCGUCUUGCUCUGCCUGACCUGCAAUUGGGUCUCGGGGCAAAAGCACGCUUUCGUCUUGCGAAUGAUAAGCCCUACAUAGCUCGCUGAAACCCGGUCGGGAGGACCGCCAUUGGUGAGUACAUGCGCGAUAAGGCGCAUUCAUAGCAGGACUCAUAUCAAAGUCACGCUCACCAACGACAGCGUAGUCUUGAGCAGUCACAAGUGCUCAAGGACCACGGACCACCGCGCGCUUGAAUUCACCGACGCCCGCCUGUGCUGAUAACGAUCGUCAUCGUUGCUCACAGCUCGAUCGAUACACGAAUUCCGACGUUUACAAUCGUGAGUACCUGCGAGCGAAAUUCGCUGCGCUGAGAAAGCUGUCAAACCUUCGAUAGCCCACUUGGCAAAGCCGUUCACGUUUCCAGGCAGGACGUGAGAAAACUUUGUGAACUGGUGAGAGCGAAAGCGCUCCGCCCUAGCAACCCACUGGCCUCUGUUCUGCGCCGCUUGGCGAUUAGCUGAUAAACCUUUCGGCUUCGAUUUUGAUUCUCACCCUCUACUCGCCCGCGUGUAAAUAAGCAAGCGAGUGCAUGAUCGACCUUCCCCUCGUUACAUCUGUCUGUCUGCCGAGCACCAACGCUCUUCCGUCGUAAAAAUGAUAGAGGAGAAAGUCGUCCUUCACGGGAGCUCGCAUUCUCGCGAGCUUGCCGAGCAAGAGACCCAACCUGCUCGUAGUCUGCAAGCAGAAGACUUAAGUGCCAGACUACGUCUGCUUGGCCGGAUCGAGAAGGACACGCUUCGUAAGUGCUGAGUGCGGCUAGUCUAGCGAGCAUACCGACACUCAAGCUGCAUUUCCCGCCCCUGAUUGCCACAGAAGUUCCAGGUUCGCCUCGUUCACCAAGCCGAGCCACUCGCUCUCCGACGAUGGCGUCGCCUGCCUCGCCCGAAGAAAACACUUCGUCUAGAACCAGCUUUCUUCACAGCCCGGACAGCAGCAGCAAGACUGCUCGCAGUGACGCACCCUCGCUCGGAGGACCGCCAUCGCCCAUGAUUCGUCUCAAGACUAGGCUCGAAGUCGAGGAUGUUAUUCUACGAUUUGAGAACGAGUGAGUGUCCAGUCGAUCAUCUGUAGGCCUCCCUUAAGAGUAUCGAUCUGAUGACGAUGUCAUUGUAGCACCUCGCCAGCAUCCUUUGAACAGGAUCCCGCUGUAACUACUCGCGUCAAAAAAGAGUUACAUUUCACCUUGAAUGACGACGACGCACCUCUGUUGUCCACGCACACUGGCGGUAUCUUCUCUCAUUUCGAGACAUCAGCGUCGCCCGCCACUCUCUCAGCGGUAGUGGCGGUCGAAACGCGCUCAGCACGCUGGCGUCCAACACGCCCCACUGAAAGCAAGCUCACACCUGCUGUGAACGACUUGCCUCCUGCAGAGCUUUUUCCAUCGCCUUGGGCCUUCCAGAUGAGCUCUCCCGUCUCACCAGCCGAGUGUGGACGUGAGUCUGCCGAGGACCAACCCAGCGUGGAGCGAGUCUACGAAGUAGGAGGUGUCGAACACGUUCAACUCAGAUGCACGGUCUGCAGCGGUCAAGGCGAGCAUGCUUGCGUCCGUUGCCUCGCCACCCAACCGGACGAGUGCUUUGCUUGCGAAGGCACAGGGGUCAACUACAAGGGCAAGCAAUGCGCAAUCUGUCUCGAUGGCAAUGGUCAAUAUCUGUGCACAACCUGCCGUGGCUCUGGAUGCCAACCGUGUCGAGCUUGCAGUGCUUUUGGCUUUGUCGAGCACGCUUUCACCAUCACGUCCCGAGUGAGUCGAGCGGGCUUGGGCCAUCGAUGCUGGUGAUGCCUCGCAAAACUGAUGCCUCCACUCGUGGUGCAGAUGCACUUCUUGCAAUUUCCUGCCAUCGACCUCGCUUCCACAAAUGUCACCCAGUCAGCACCUCGAUCGUCCGAGCAGCGUCACCAGGACGCGAUCGCUCUGCUUUGCCACAAGGUCAACGAGGUGCUCGAGGCAAUCAGUCGGAGGCCCGGAGCAAGCAGACCAGUGCUGGUGCCCGCCUACGCCUUAGCAGUCGUGAAGCUCACCUCGGGCACGAUGAGCCCUUCCAACGCCGACAGUAGGUCGCUCUUUGCGCCAAACGAAAUCAGUCACGCUGCCAACGAGCACGAUGCAUCGAUCAAUGGCCAAGAAACCGACUCGCCGCCAGUGCAUCCAACAUCCAGCAUUUUUGCCUCUGGAAGAAGCAGUCCUGCUAUCUCGACUCGACGUGCAGGCGGUCUUUCAAUUGCUCAAGACAAAGUCUCCUCUUCAAGGUUGUCCACCGUCUCCAUGCCCAAUAUCCACAAGUCUGGUCAGGCUGGGCGCAACAGUUGGCUAAGAGCAAAAGUACGCGCCUCGGUCAGCGCACUGACCCGUCGAGUGGUCCGUCACAAAGACGGUGGGCCAGCUAGCCCGAAGCAGAAUUCAACGCACAGGUCCGCUUCGUAG